This is a messenger RNA of Mustela erminea (ermine), 5073 nucleotides long. It is a transcript of the gene INAVA, whose product is annotated as innate immunity activator. NCBI's taxonomy places the organism in Eukaryota, Metazoa, Chordata, Mammalia, Carnivora, Mustelidae. Gene Ontology annotation, biological process: adherens junction maintenance; positive regulation of protein ubiquitination. The transcript is spliced from 10 exons. The record is from RefSeq and is a predicted model, not a curated record. Bases 1593 to 3308 code for a protein of 571 amino acids.
GGGGAGACCAGACUGAAAGCUGGCUCCACUUCACAGGAGGGGUUCCCCCCACCCUCGGGGCCCCUCAGCCUCAGCCUGGAGAGAGGGAGGUGGUCAGCCCGGAGGACUCUGGGGCUAGCAUUGUUUGGAAAGAAGGUGCGUAUAGGAAUGUGAGGGGGAGCAGGGUAUGUGUGUAGGGACUCUGGGGACGUCAGCAACAGAGCUCAGGCCCCCAGGAGCUGCUUGGUGGAGCAGACUUCCAUCAUCCUGGCCCUGAGGAAUGGGGAGGGGGAUGGGGUUUGGAGGUGAGGAUGGAGGAGGGAAUCAAUCCAGAGAGAGGUACAGGUGCCUAUACCCCAGGUUGAGGGGCACAGUGGGAGUAUCAGAGAGGGAGAAAGGGAGGCGGUGGGAUGACACGUCGAGGGGUGCAGUCCUUAACCCACAGUAUGUCUCUGUGUGGUCCAUGGUGAAGCAACAGGCCGCCUUAGCCCUUGCUUCUCUCAGUGAAAUGGGCUAAGUUGUGAACAGUUUUUGGUUUGCUUGAGGCUCAGUGGGGUGGGAGUCCUGGAGGCGUAUUUUCUGUAGAGAACGGGUUGCCUUUUGGUCUCUGGUCCCUUGAUUAGAUGCUGGGGUCCCAGUGGAGCAGGGGACAGGGCUGGGGUUCAGCUUAAUGUUCAGGGACCCUGCUGAGGCAUGGCUGUAAGUAACAAAUAGGCCUUGAUGAUCCUGGGGGGCAAAGUCUAGGAUGGAAGGAGAGAACACCCCUGCUGUCCUUAGGAUCCUAGCACCUUCCCGUAUGGAGCUCCAUAGCUACUGCCUUGCCUGAAGCUUUUUAAAACCUGAUUUGAGAGAGACGAAACUCGGGCCUUGGUUUCCUUUCCAGUGUACGGAAAGAGCAAUGAGCUCUUCUUGUCACUUUGUCAGUUUCAUGCUGGUAUCCCCAUGGACUGUGGACCUUCACGCUCUUUCUGGGGGGUCUUGCAGGCCUUGAUUUCUGGAAAGGGAAACUGAGGGUCAGGAGGGCAGUUGUGCCUCUAACAGCUCACCGUGUUGCAUAGAGUCCCUUGAGGCCAUGAAGACGUGACCCCUCUUGCCUUCUUCUGGGGUUCCUCUUUGGGGAGCCCCCCUUUCUCCCCAGUCCCCGCCCCCGGAAGUGCAGAGGCCCAGGAGCUGCCCGCUGGCAACAGCCACCGCAGGAUUAGUUCAGGGAAGGACUUGCUCACCUGCUCCUCCCCUCUGACUCAAGUCACAACAAGUAACCUGGUUCCCCUGGCCCGGCAGGCAGCCUAGGAGGAAAGGCAGGCAGGCCAGCAGGCGGGACCAGAGGGAGGGGCGGCCUUCGGCAGCGAGUGGAGCACCGGAGCCAGGUCAGAGAAAGAGGACAGGGAGGCCUGCCUGUGUCCUGGGACACCCUGAGACGGCAUGCGACACCCCUCAGCCCCCUGACCUGGGAACAAGGGGUGCUUCCGGAAUCCUGGACUAGACCCCAGAAGCAGUUUAUUUAUUUAUUUCUUCGAAGCUGGGGACCCUGCAGGCCGUCACCACAUCCUGGCUCAGGUUGGGAACGGCGUCACCCCUCCCUACUCUGUGCCCCCUCCUCCCCGAAAUCCAUCAUGGAGAGUAAGGAUGAGGUCAGCGACACCGACAGCGGCAUCAUCCUGCAGUCGGGCCCCGACAGCCCCGUCUCCCCUGUGAAGGAGCUGACGCACGCGGUGCGCAAGCAGCAGAGGGCCCUGGAGGCGCGGCUGGAGGCGCGGCUGGAGGAGCUGAAGAGACUCUGCCUUCGGGAGGCGGAGCUGACGGGUAUUUUGCCAGCAGAGUAUCCCCUCAAACCAGGGGAGAAGGCCCCUAAGGUCCGCCGCAGGAUCGGAGCAGCUUACAAACUGGAUGAGCGGGCCUUGCACAGAGAGGACCCCCUGAGCAGCCUGGAGCGGGAGCUGGCCCUGCAGCUGCAGAUCGCUGAGGCGGCCCGGCGCCUGUGCCGGGAGGAGAACCUCAGCAGGCAGGCCCGGCGGCAGCGCAAGCACGCCAUGCUGCAGGAGGAGAAGAAGCUCAGGGAGCUGGAGCGCUGCCUGGGCGAGCAGCGGCGCGCCAGCGGGCCCCCUUCUACCGCUGCCCUGCCCCUGGGCCGAGAGCUCAGUGCCUCAGAUGACAGCUCUCUAUCAGAUGGGCUGCUCCUGGAGGAAGAGGAGUCCCAGGUGCCAAAAGCUCCCCCGGAGUCCCCAGCUCCACCUUCCCGGCCUCUCCCACCCCAGAGCCUCGAGGGCUUGGAGCCCGCGGAGCCUGAGACUGGGGGCCUGGAGCGGGCCCCAAUCCAGAACAGCCCCUGGAAGGAGACUAGCCUGGACCACCCCUACGAGAAGCCCAGAAAGUCUUCUGAACCCAACAGCGAGUCCAGCAGCCCAGCCACCACGCCCCAGGAUGGGCCCAGCACCUCCAGCCUCUGGCUGCUGGAGCCUGCAUCCUACCAUGUGGUUCCCAUCCGCAGCCUUCCUGGCCAGCGGCAGGGCCGCACCAGCGCCCCAGCCACCCCCGAGAUCCAAGGCAGGAGGGGCCAGUCUCAGUCUCUGAGGACGGAUUCCUUCCGGGCGGGCCCCGAGGGCCGAGGUCGCAGCGCCUUCCCCCGCCGCCGCCCCACUUACUACACCGUGACGGUGCCCGAAUCCUGCUUUCCCCCGACCAAGCCCCCGCUGCCCCACCCCGCCUACCACUCCUGCUCGGAGGACAGCGGCUCCGACGUCUCCAGCAUCUCGCACCCCACGUCGCCCGGCAGCAGCAGCCCCGACAUCUCCUUCCUGCGGCCGCUGUCCCCGCCCCAGCCGCCUUGCCACCGCGGGGCCUGGGGCCCGGCCGGCGCGCUCUACCCGAAGCUGCUGCUGCCCCCCGGGCAUUUGGCACCCGGGCGCUACGUGCUGGUGGCCGAGAGCGCCCUGCCGCUGCCCGCCGAGUGGGAGCUGGGCCGCGCCGCCUUGGGCCCCGCCUACGAGGAGGACCUGCGCUGGCAGCGCCUGGUGGCCCCCCACGGGCGCGUGCUGCGGACCCCCUCGCUCAAGGACAGCCCCGCGGGCCGCGCGCUCAGCAAGGCGGCCGUCUCCGAGGAGCUCAAGUCGUGGCACGAGCGCGCGCGCCUCCGGAGCAGCCGCCCGCACUCGCUGGAUCGCCAGGGGGCCUUCCGUGUCCGGAGCCUGCCCCCCGGAAGAGAGGGCUUUGGGCGAGCCCCGGGUCCCCGGACACAGGUGGCCACAGUGUAUGUGCCCCGGAGAUCACCCGAAGGGGCCCCCGUGCAAGUCUUUGUGCCUGAGAAUGGCGAGAUCGUCAGCCAGGUGUAACCAAGGCCUGGUGUUACCGUGUGCCCCCCACACCCCGGCCCGGCUACUGGAAAAGACUUGUCCACAACAGGACUGGAGCCGAGCCCUUCCCCCCUUGAGUGCCUUCUUUAGCUCCUUGACCCCCAUCGCAGGUCGAUGAGCCGGGGCUGUGCCUUUUUUUUUUUUUUUUUUUUUUUAAUGUUUUUUUUCCAGAAACCCUGACUUUAGGAUUUAUAUUUGUGAUAUGUGCUCAAAAUCCCUAUAAUAUGAUGACGCAUUAUUCCCCAGAGCUUGGUCUACUGGACUUGAGGCCUUGCCUGUCUGACUGACGGCUUCUGUCUCCUUCGGCAAGCGGCAGGGGAUACGUGAGGCCGAGGUCACGUUGGGAUUCCUCACAGACUCGGGAUUCCUCACAGACUCGGCCCUUGGGCUCCAAGAACAUCCCCAGGGACCAGCUCCUGACCCUGGGACUGCAGCUAGAGGCAUACUAGUGUGCCUCCCCCACCCCACAAUUUCCUAGCUCUGUGGGUACUGUAGGGGUGUGGGAGCAGGGGGAGAAUCGUCUUCCCCCUUUAUAAUGUGCUCUGUGAUGCACACACGAAGUGGUAGGUUCAAGAUUCUAUGUCCUGGUGGAGUAUUGUCUUCCUGGAUGGACCCUGUCUUUUCCUCACCCCGUAACCCCCAACCCUGCCCCAGUCAUUUACCAUGUGCUGUCUGUGCCCUCUGGGCUCCCACAUCGACUCAGACCUCUGAGCCUUGAAUUUGAGGCUUUGCCAGAUUGUAGCAUUCGGAGGCCCAGGCUGGGGGCUGGCCUGUGGUGUUUGGCGGGGGGCAGCUCAUGCUCUGACCAGCUUCUCUGGGCGUCGUGAAGACUGGCAACCCCACCCUUCCUUCUGUCACCUUUUCACUGUAGUCCUAAAAAGCAGUGCCUUACCACGUGUUUUUGGAAAGGCCCCAUGUCUGUGGUGUGUUCUUGUAGGCAGGGGUGGGGGUCCCUGCCCUGCCGCUCUCCAGCCAGCUGUGCUUCUGCUCUGAGACUGGGUUUCCUUGAAAGAGGGCAAGUCCUUAUUUUUACGGAUAUGGGAUUACUCACUCUCAAGAGCAUUCAUUAAUUGUCCCAUGUGCUAAGACCUGAGCAGGCCUGGAAACGGCCUGUGCUAAGACCAUCCCGUAGUCCCUGGGUCCUCAUCCUUGGGCCUCUUUGCUCUCAGAGCUAACUUCAGAUUCUGUCCAUGCAGAACCCUUUCCUCUCUGAGUGCCCUGGACUAGGACAGAAACUACAAAUACAGCUUAAACCUCCAAGAACUUUGGUGCCUGACCCCAAAGAAAUCCAGUUCUCCCCCUCCUGGACAGAAGGCGGUGUGGCCAGCUGUGCAAGGUUGCCAAGGGAGGAGCUUAGGUGGCCCGUCAGGAAUCUGGGGGAGGGGAGGAGAGCCUGGGGAUAAGCACCUGCAUACCUGUCACUACACUCUGACCACAUCCUGCAACUCCCCCACUUUUUGGGUGGACACCGGCCCCAUGACAUUUGAAUCUCCUACUUUGGAUUCUUGUUCUCUUGUUUUGUCUCGAAGCCCCUUUCACUAAUGUACAGUUAUUUCCCCUCCCCGUGUCCUUCUGGGAGCCCAGAGCUCCCUAGGCUGAGCCAGGAGACAUCCAAGCACCCCCACACACAUGAGUGUCCUUUAUGUUAACUUAUUGGUCCUGUAUGAUGCCUGGUACUUGGCUGCGGGGCUGAAACUGUGUGGGUUUUAGUGCCAAAUAUGUCAAUAAAGUCUGUUCUUUGUGA